Contarinia nasturtii (swede midge) is the source of this 1737-nucleotide messenger RNA. RefSeq names its product eIF-2-alpha kinase GCN2-like. The record is from RefSeq and is a predicted model, not a curated record. The transcript is spliced from 5 exons. Gene Ontology annotation, molecular function: protein kinase activity; ATP binding. The coding region runs from base 25 to 1596 and encodes 523 amino acids. Gene Ontology annotation, biological process: protein phosphorylation. Lineage: Eukaryota; Metazoa; Arthropoda; Insecta; Diptera; Cecidomyiidae.
UAUAUUGCUGAUUAUUCGACAAAUAUGAUACUUUUAAGAUCAACAUAUGAAGAUCUCCCAUCAUUCUAUCUUUGCAAACCAAUGGAAAAUCAACGAAAGAACGAAUUUAAUGGUUUCGAUGAAAAUGAGGUACCCUUGCAUAUAACAUUAUGGAAAAUAAACAUCACCAAAUACAACACGAAUCCAGGAGCUAUAGCGGAACUGGAAAAUACAAUCAAAGACUAUGUUCUUCAUCUGAAAAAAUUGAACCAUCCACACAUCGUUAGCUUUGAGAGCGUAAUUUUUGAUAUGAUUGACGGCUACUUGGAUGUCUAUUUGGCACGAAAAUCUAUAAAUGGUAUAUCCUUUAAAGUGAUGCAAAAAUUUGGUUGGCCAAAUCAAAAUGUUACACAACUUGCACGGACAUUAUUACAAGCAUUGUUCUAUCUGCAUUCCAAUGAUUUUAUACAUGGUAAUAUAAACGAGACGUCGAUUUUCAUCGAUGAAAAUGGUAAAUGGAAAGUAGCCGAUUUCUGUAUCACUCCAUAUUUGAAUCAUUUAACUGCACAUGAGGAAACAGACUACAUUGAACCAAAUAAAAUGUCAGAUUGCAUACAAAUGGGUGAGUUGAUUGAAUCACUGGGAGCCACUACGUUUGAUGCAGACGAUUUUGUAAGACAUUGCAAAUCAAAUGCUAGCAUGCAAGACCUCUUCGAACGUCCACUUAUUAAGAGUACCAGUAAAUUCAUAAACAGUUUCAUUGAUGUAAUAAAGUUGGGUUCUGGUACUUUUGGAGAAGUGCUACAUGUUUUUGAAACCAACGUAGAAAGACAUUCGGCGAUUAAGCGUAUUAAAAUCUGCGACAAAAGCUCAGCAGAUGGCAGGUUUACUUUUGAAGAAGCUUUGCGAGAAGCUAAAACACAUUCAAUGUUAUCACAUAAAAACAUUGUUCAAUUUUUCACCAAUUGGAAGGAAACAAUGAAUGAAUCGGAUACUUCUCCCAUCGAAUAUAUGGAAGUUGAUGAUUUGGAAUCUCCAUGUAGACACCCAGUGUACCGCAAAUGCGAGAAGAAAAUCCAGGUCAUGUACAUUCAAAUGGAAUUAUGUCAUCAGGAUUUAAGAAAAGCAAUAAAUGAAGGACUCAGUAAUGACAUGACACGUAUAGGAAGAUAUUUGUUUGGAAUCACGGAUGGUUUAAAAUAUAUUCACUCAAAAAAAUUGAUCCAUCACGAUCUAAAGCCUGAAAAUAUCUUCCUAACCAAAGAUGACGUGAUUAAGAUAGGCGAUUUUGGACUAGCCACUCCCCGCCUUUCAAGGUCCACAGAAAGAUGUGGAACACCAAUUUACAUGGCCCCAGAAAUCGGUGUGAUGCCAUUAAGACCACGAGCAGAUAUGUAUUCAUUGGGAAUCAUUUUAUUUGAAAUGUGCUACGCAAUGCAGACAUACAAUAGGCUAGCAACGUUGAAUAAAAUACGUGAAAAAGGAGCACCAAUCGAAGCAUUCAUAAAUAUAUCGUCCGAAUUUUAUGAGGUUAUAAAAAAUCUUUUGAACCAUGAAGUCGAAAAACGUUACAUGGCCAUUAAAAUUUUGGAAAAAUUUCCCCAUUAUAGACGUUAAUUGGAAGUUACUUCAAAGAGGUGCACACCUUUAUAAUUUCAUAAAUUGACAAUUUUGUCGAAAUUUGUAUUGCGUACGUUCAAUAUAUGAAAGUUUAAUUGUUUUGUUUGUAGCUCUUAAUAUCAAGAUUUAAAAUGACUG